UUCAUCAAACAUAAAAUUGAUCCCAAAGUUUGGGGAGCGAAAAUGAAGGUUUUAGUGGUUACACGUAGCGGCAAAGAACUCAUCAAGGGUGGACUUGAACUCAAUGAGUCGGCUACAGUUGCUGAUCUGCAGGAGGCAAUUCAUAAACGAACCAGAAAAUACUAUCCUUCUAGACAACGACUCACUCUACCUAUUCAACCUGGUUCAAAAGAGAGGCCAACUGUUCUUCACUACCAGAAGAGCCUAAAUGAGUAUACUAAAGGUAGCACAAGCGAAUUGACUGUAGUUUUCAAGGAUCUAGGUCCACAAGUCAAGUAUAGUACUCUUUUCUUCUUUGAAUAUCUGGGGCCUCUGCUACUCUAUCCUAUCUUUUACUACUUCCCAGUCUACAAGUUUUUUGGUUACAAAGAAGAGCGUGUUAUCCACCCUGUCCAGACUUAUGCCUUGUAUUACUGGUGUUUCCACUACUUCAAGCGGAUCAUGGAGACCUUCUUUGUGCACCGUUUCAGCCACGCCACUUCUCCAAUUUCCAAUGUUUUCCGGAACUGUGCCUAUUAUUGGUCUUUUGGAGCUUUCAUUGCUUACUUCGUGAAUCAUCCUCUUUAUACUCCUGUUAGUGAUCUCCAGAUGAAGAUUGGAUUUGGAUUUGGGAUAGUUUGUCAAGUGGCAAACUUGUAUUGUCAUUUAUUGUUGAGAAAUCUUCGAAGUCCCAGUGGUAAUGGAGGUUACCAAAUACCCCGUGGCUUCUUGUUCAAUAUUGUCACCUGUGCAAAUUACACAACAGAGAUCUACCAGUGGUUGGGCUUCAACAUUGCUACUCAGACUGUUGCUGGCUAUAUCUUCAUGAUUGUUGCUGCUAGCAUUAUGACUAACUGGGCUCUUGGAAAGCAUCGUCGUCUGAAGAAGCUCUUUGAUGGAAAGGAAGGAAGACCAAAGUAUCCUCGACGAUGGGUGAUAUUGCCUCCUUUCCUGUAGACCAUUUCCUCGACGAUGUGAGAAAAAGCCCAAGACUUAUUUAUUUAGUUGAUCAUUUUCUAUGAACCUGCAAACUUUUGAAGGUUUAUGUUUCUCACUAAAGGAAGCAAUACUCAGAUUUUUCUUUUGUAUUACUGUUCCAUGUCUUGCCUCUUUUUAAUACCAAAUGAUCUGACUUCCAUGAUAUUUUGUAGUUCCCACUUCUUUGUGAUGGCUUCAAGAACCAUCUUUGUUUAAUCUAUUGUUUAUGAGUUAUGAAA
Messenger RNA from Solanum lycopersicum (tomato), 1235 nucleotides. Lineage: Eukaryota; Viridiplantae; Streptophyta; Magnoliopsida; Solanales; Solanaceae. The record is from RefSeq and is a predicted model, not a curated record.